This is a messenger RNA of Naegleria lovaniensis, 3117 nucleotides long. RefSeq lists its product as uncharacterized. The record is from RefSeq and is a predicted model, not a curated record. Lineage: Eukaryota; Heterolobosea; Eutetramitea; Acrasida; Naegleriidae. The transcript has 2 exons. Bases 1 to 3117 code for a protein of 1038 amino acids.
AUGGGAUUUUUACAAUCAUUGCUGACUCUCGCCAAACUCGGCAUUGUUUCAGCCUUUGUCUCAUGUUUUGUGAUUGUUCAUAUUUAUUUCUUUUUGGAGAGAUCUCCACCUGCUAAUACCAAACAUUUGGAUGAAAUGAGUUUGAAUCCCGAUGAGGAUUUACGGUUAUUCUCAAUUCUUGAUGAAAGUACAAUUCCAAAGACGAUUGUUAUUUCGGGAAAAGGUAGUAAAAAGAGUGUACAGCCUAGGGUCCUGCGGACCAUAGCGGUGGAUGAAAUUGGAACGAUUAAUUCAACCACUCGUGUGAGUGAUGAUGACAAGAAUAUUUAUACCAUUUUUCAAAUUCAUGGCGUGCCAGGAUCUCGUCGUUGGAGACAUCCCAUCGAUCAUCAUAUGAUACGAAGUUUUGGAGGAGACAAGAAAUUACGAGUAUUAAGCAUCGAUCGACCUGGGGUGGGUCAAACAAGUCCUGUCAUCUCCUCUAUUUAUUCCGAUGGAACACCAGUAUAUAAUUUAGAGCCUCUUGCUGUCAAUUAUUAUGAAGCAUCAGCUCUGGAUUUAUUGUAUGUGGUGAGAAAAUUAAGAUUGAAAAGUUUUUCUGUGAUUGCAUUCUCUCAAGGAACACCACAUACUUACAUGUUGGCCUUUUAUUUAGACCAAUUAAAAAGACAAGAAAGAGGAGAGAAAAUAUUUCGAGCAACACCUCAUCAAAAAUUCACAGAAACAUUCAACAAUGAUUUAUUGAUGAACAUUCUCCUUUCUAAAGAUAGUGACAAAUAUUGGCAAUACGAUAACAGCGUGUCCAAUACGACUGUGAAUAAGGAAUGGACGUGGCAAGAUGUGGCUAUUGACAAUGUUGCAUUCCUUGCACCACAAGGCUACUACAGUGAGAGUGUUAAAGAAGAACUAUUGAAAGAACAAAAUUCAAGCGAGCCUAUCGAGAAGAGAUGGGCUUCUUCAUUGCAUUUCUUUUUUUCAAUGCACAAUUACAAACCACCUCUUGGAACCAAUAUUUUGUAUUCUAUUUACAAAAUUCUUUCACAGAUAGGAAUGGUUACCAAUAUCAAUUAUUGGGAAAGUAACAUGCAACCACUUCUUGAUCCUCUUGGAAGAGAUGCCUUUUUGUUUGACGACGAAGCCAAUGGAUGGAAAAAAGUAUUUAACAAUUCUCUCAUUGAUUCCUAUAGAUUCACAACACUGACCACCAUGGUAGAAAUUAUUAAUUCAUAUUAUUUCACUGAGAAUUUUCCAUCUGCCAACGUUGAUUUACGCACUCCACUCAAGAACACAAAAAUAUUUAUUGCCACUGCAAGUGAUGACGUGGUUGUGCCUAUUCAAGCUUCAAAUGCAUUCAUUGAGCAAUUUUGCAGAAAUGAAUUGAAUUCUCAAUGUACUGUUAAUGCUGUGCAAAACACUACACAUUUUCAACUUUUCAAAACGCAGUACAAGACAGCCAUUGAAUUCAUUUCCAAAGAUGUUUUAACGGUAGACAACAGCACGACGUUGAGAAAGCCAAGAAAAACAAUUGUCGUCAUUGGAGGUGGAUUGGCAGGAUUGGCAGCGACUAUUGAAGCAGCCGCAACCUACGAUCAAAAUGUCAUUUUAAUUGAAAAGGAAUUGAGACUUGGAGGAAACAGCGCCAAAGCUACUAGUGGAAUGAACGCACUUGGAACAAAAGCUCAAAAACAGGCCAUGGUCUUUGAUACGUAUACUCACUUUUGGAAUGAUACCAUUAAAUCGUUCACGGGAGGAAAGGUUCUUUCUUCACUAAAGGAGGCCAGAAGAAUUAUUAGAAAUCCAAAGAAUCGAAAAAAGAUUGAAGGAGAAGACAUUCUAAUUACUGAAAAUUCAUGGAGAAUUUUAGAAACUUUAAUUAAGGAUUCAAAAGCUGCCUAUCAAUUUUUGCAGCAAUAUGGCAUUCCUUUGGAUAUCAUUUCUCAAUGUGGAGGCCAUUCAAAGCCAAGAACUCACAGAAGUUUGAACAAGUCUGACAAGCCCAUCAAUGUUGGAAGUGAAAUUAUUUCCAAACUUGCUGCGUUUAUUACAGAUUCAUUGAAAGAGCGUGUGACGGUCAAAUUAGGUCAUAACGCCAUUGAAUUACUCAAAUUCAACAAUGACAACGAUCACAACAACACUGCAAAUAGUGAAUCUUCAAUCACAGUUGUGAAGGGAGUUCGCGUGUUAAACAUUAAGGAAAACACCACACAAGACAUUAUGGCAGAUGCUGUUAUUUUAACAACAGGUGGCUAUGGACAAGAUCGUGAAGGUUUUCUCAAGCAAUAUGCUCCUCAUACUUCAUCAUUGCCCUCCACGAAUGGCAUGUGGGCAAAUGGUGACGGAAUCAAAAUGGCCGUUCGAGAUGUGAAUGCCUCCCUAAUUGAUAUGGCAGAAAUUCAAAUUCAUCCAACUGCAUUCCUAGAUCCUAACGAUCCAUCAGCAAUGACACUCAUUCUUGCACCUGAAUCGUUGAGAGGUUAUGGAGCUAUUAUCGUCAAUCAAGAAGGAAAGAGAUUUAUCAAUGAAUUGGGAACAAGAGAUGAGGUAUCAGAUUCCAUCUUUGAACAUUGUGGAAAAGAGGCGCCAUAUCCACAUGUGACGGCAUACAUGGUCAUGAAUGAUUUUGUCAUGACUUCUUUCGGUGAAAGUUUGACUUCUUUUUAUGUGAAAAAAGGUCUCAUUCGAAAGUAUGAAAAUUUCACAGAUUUAUGUGAAAAGGAAAAUAUUUCUCUGAAUUUUUGUGAAAAUCUUGAAGAGACUAUUUUGGAUUAUGACGACUUUGUAGAUUCACGAAGAUCGAAUGUGAAUUUUAAGGAUACUUUUGGAAAGAGUGUCUUCCCAUCGAAAUUCAACUUGGAAGAAAAGAAGAACGCUCCAAUUUAUAUGGCUCGAAUUACACCUGCCAUUCACUACACUCAAGGAGGUCUCUUGUUUAAUUCUCAUGCACAAGUACUUCGAAGAAAAACACAGGAAAUCAAUGAAGUCAUUGGCAAUCUCUAUGCAGCAGGAGAAGUGACUGGAGGUUGUCACGGAAAGAAUCGACUUGCAGGUAACAGCUUGCUGGAAUGUGUGGUAUUUGGAAGAAUUGCUGCAACUCAAGCUGCCUUCGAAAGGAAUUAA